Messenger RNA from Impatiens glandulifera, 1825 nucleotides. Its product is annotated as IAA-amino acid hydrolase ILR1-like 7. Gene Ontology annotation, cellular component: endoplasmic reticulum. The transcript is spliced from 7 exons. The record is from RefSeq and is a predicted model, not a curated record. Gene Ontology annotation, molecular function: IAA-Ala conjugate hydrolase activity. The coding region runs from base 414 to 1709 and encodes 431 amino acids. Gene Ontology annotation, biological process: auxin metabolic process. NCBI's taxonomy places the organism in Eukaryota, Viridiplantae, Streptophyta, Magnoliopsida, Ericales, Balsaminaceae.
AAGCACGACUUGGCUGCCAGUGGCCCACCGCGACUUUGGGAAGAAGAAGAAGAAGAAGAUCUGCCCGCUCUAUCCUUGCCCAUCUGCUGGCCAAGUUCGAUAAAUAUACGGCUAGCUUACAUGGUUUAGUCCUCUUCACCAGCGACCCUACUCUUCAAAGGAGACACGAGCAUCUACUUACGGGAGGACUCGACGAGGAACCCUUUGAAAAGAAAUAAAGGGGGAGCGGAAAAGACAUUAUAAAACCGUUGUCCAGAAAGUGUUCUACCACUUUCUUGAGAGGUCAUUGAACAUCAAGGAUGUGAACCAUAGACUACAUCAACAGAAAGCGGAAUGAUUGAGCCAACAAGUUAGUAGGUACUGAAAACAAGUUCAAAAUCAUUACUUCCAUCGCUGCCGAUAAAAACUAAAAGAUGACGAGUUUGCACCAAGGUAUCCUUCUGUUGCUAUUACUGCUUCUAUCAAAAUCUCCAUGUAACCAUGCAGCGGUGUCCGUGUCGUCUUCCAAUGAGCUGUUAUCAUCGGCCAAAGAGGUCAACUUCUUUGAUUGGUUGAAGCAAGUCAGGAGGACGAUUCAUCAGUAUCCUGAACUGGCUUUUGAGGAAGAGAGGACGAGUGAGUUCAUACGAUCUGAACUCGACUCUCUUGGGAUUCACUACACGUGGCCAGUUGCCAAAACUGGAAUCGUUGCUUCUAUUGGCACAGGAGCUCCGCCAUUCUUCGCUCUUCGAGCUGAUAUGGACGCUCUUCCCAUUCAGGAAUUGAAGGAGUGGGAGUACAAGAGCAAAAUUGAUGGCAAAAUGCAUGCAUGCGGUCAUGAUGCUCAUGUAACGAUGCUCCUUGGGGCCGCAAAACUACUACAAAGCAAAAAGGACGAGUUGAAGGGUACAAUUAAGCUCGUGUUUCAACCAGCAGAAGAGGGUCGUGGUGGUGCUUACCAUGUACUACACGAAGGUGUUUUAGAUGAAGUCGAGGCAAUCUUUGGGCUACAUGUUGCACCAAAUUUAGCCACAGGUAAAGUAGGAUCAAGACCCGGUCCAAUCAUGGCCGGCUCUGGUAGGUUUUUGGCAACUAUUCAUGGGAAAGGUGGACAUGCAGCCUCACCACAUGUAAACAAAGAUCCCAUCCUGGCUUCUGCUUUUACAAUUCUUGCACUUCAACAAAUUGUGUCAAGAGAAACUGACCCUCUUCAGGCUGAGGUAGUCACAGUUGGUUUGGUUCGGGGUGGUGACGUUGAUAAUGCAACUCCUGAGAUUGUAAAGAUUGGAGGCACUUUUCGUAGUGUGACUAUAGAAGGCCUUCUCAACCUUAAGAAAAGAAUCAAAGAGGUGAUUGAGGCCCAAGCAAACGUGCACAGGUGCAUGGUUUCUGUAGAUUUCAUGGAGGUUGAAAGAAGGCAUUACCCUCCAACUAUUAACCACCAAAACAUGUAUGAACAUGGAAAAAACAUUGGAGAAAUUCUUCUCAAUAAAUCAAGCUUUGAUCUUUUACCAAUGUCCAUGGCUGCUGAAGAUUUCAGCUUCUACUCGCAAAAGAUCCCGGCUGCAUUUUUCAUGAUCGGGAUGGGGAAUGAAACGUUGGGAUCUGAACAUCCAUUGCACUCGGGUCAUUUUUUCCUUGAUGAAGAUGUGUUACCCAUAGGAUCCGCUUUUCAUGCUGCAGUUGCCAUUUCUUUCUUGGAUGCCCGACAUAGUUCUGAAAAGAAAUAAGAUUAUUGUUUUUCUUAUAUUUGGAAAAUUAAUACGGGAAAUUAUUUUGUGUUCCACAUAGAAAUGUAAGCAUUUGUCAUUGUGCUUCAUCCAAAUGAUACAGUAAAUUUCUAGUU